This is a messenger RNA of Brassica napus (rape), 2167 nucleotides long. RefSeq names its product extradiol ring-cleavage dioxygenase-like. The record is from RefSeq and is a predicted model, not a curated record. The transcript is spliced from 2 exons. NCBI's taxonomy places the organism in Eukaryota, Viridiplantae, Streptophyta, Magnoliopsida, Brassicales, Brassicaceae. The coding region runs from base 16 to 834 and encodes 272 amino acids. Gene Ontology annotation, molecular function: oxidoreductase activity, acting on single donors with incorporation of molecular oxygen; zinc ion binding; ferrous iron binding.
UACUCACGUUUAGAGAUGGCAAAAGAAGAACCUGCCCGCGGGCCAGGCCCGUGUGAACUUGCUUCGGGUCGGGAUUGGGUUCUAAGACACAGGCCCGAAUUUGAAGCGGGCCUCGCGGGUAAGGCUUGUGCGGUAUUGGACCAGACGCAGGAUUGGCUCGAUGUGUACCGCGGGACGCGCGGGGCUCCGCCAAAGACGAUCUCUUCCAGCUCGAACGGUGAUAGAAAUGGCGAUUGGUCAUCUCCGCGAAACACUGUUCUCCGCAAUUCCACCAUCCACGACUUCUAUGGCUUCCCUGAUCCCAUGUACAAGCUGAAAUAUGAAGCACCUGGAGCUAUUGAAUUGGGGAAGAGGGUAAAAGAAUUGUUAAUGGGAGAAGGAGGAAUGAAACGUGUUGAUGAAGAUAAAAACAGAGGACUGGAUCAUGGAGCUUGGGUUCCUCUUAUGCUGAUGUAUCCAGAGGCGGACAUACCUGUUUGCCAGCUCUCUGUUCAAUCAUCUCAAAGUGGGACUUACCAUUACAACAUGGGCAAAGCAUUGGCUCCACUUAAAGACGAAGGUGUUCUUAUCAUUGGAUCAGGAAGUGCCACUCACAACUUGAGGAAGCUUGACUUUUAUAUAACUAAUGGCUCAGCUGUUCCUUGGGCUUUAGCGUUUGAUUAUUGGCUCAGAGAUUCUCUUCUUCAAGGAAGGUAUGAACUACAGUUACAAAUUUUUAUUUAUAUAUAUAUUUCUUGGUUAGUGUUACAAGAAUCAUUGAUUGUACGUAUUAUGUGUGUUAUAGAGCAAACCUCUGCUAUGUUUACAGGGCAGCUGGGAAACAGGAGAGCAUAAGACAGACUGCUGGAUCAUGUUUGGUCCGUCCUGCUCGUUUUAACCAAAGAAAAGGACAGUUAUGUGCAACAAUGUCUUAAUGUCCUGAUCAUAUAAACUCAAGUGAUUUUAGUCAUAUAUUUUCUAAAACUUUUUCUUUAUAAUGAUAUGUAAUGAGUGGGGGAUUGUAUUAUGAUCAAGUAGGAGAACAAUAUGAGAAUGCAAAGGACACUUCACACUUGCAUACCGAUCUAUAAGGCAAAGGACCUCAGGUUAGUCUCUGUUCUAUUUAUUUAUUAUGUCGUCUCCAUUGCUUAUGAUAAGAGCUGAUAGAAUUUAGAUACUUGGUUACUAGUACAUAGAUCUCUUUGUUUCUUGUGUUGUUGUGUUCUUGUGUUCUUAUAGCUGAUAGAAUUUAGGUAAUAGGUUACUAGUACAUAGAUCUUUUUGUUUCUUGUGUUGUUGUGUUGUUGUGUUCUUAUAGCUGAUAGAAUUUAGGUAAUAGGUUACUAGUACUUGAUCGUCUAUGCGUGGAUGGUUGCUUGUUCUUGAUCGUCUCUUACAUAUGGUUGCUUGCUCUUGAUUGUUUAGUUUGAUAGUUUGAUAAGACUUGAGUAUGAGACUUGAUCUUUACGUAUGAUAGUUUAGAUAAUAAAAAUUUCUUAUAAUGGUUGAGUCUCUGACCAAUGAGAAAUAAGAGAAUAAUUGCUAUAAUUUUUAAAAUUGCAUAAAAAUAUAAACAGAACCCUAAAAUAUUGACACGACUCACGACUACUACUCACGACCUAAGAAAAAAAAAACGACGCAGAAACCUAAACUCUAACUCUAACGAAGAAGAGAGAAAGAGAUGACAGAUGAUGGUUCAAGUUUCGAUCUAAAUUUCACACCGUUGAAUACAGUGGAUUUAGAGAGCCAGCGAGUCCUUGGAGUUAUUUUGGCAGCUGAUGAGGCUGAUGGUUCAUCUGAUGGAGCAAAAAAGAAGCAAAGAAAGAAGAGAAGGCUUAGUGAAGCUGCUGAUGAUGAAGAUGAUAGUGAUGUUGAAAUCAAUCCUCCACCAACCCAAGCUACUACUCUACGCAAACAAGCCACCUGCGGAACUGUGCGAGCCUUGAAAUCAAAGAAACCAAUGUUACAGUCUACUCUAGACGGUGGCAUUGGAUCGUCUUCAUCUGCUAAGGCGAGUAAAAGGAAAACCAAAACCAAAUCUAUUCAUUUUACCAUCCGUGGGGGGAGAAAAAGCUCCAGGCCGACACAAGGCAAUGGUAAAAAUAAGAAGAAGAUUCAAGAGGAGCAGCUUGAUUCGGAAGGUGAAUUUGAAGAGGACGAGAUGGAGAACGAGAUGGAGAACGAGAAG